UGUGACGUUCCUGAAUAUAUGGAAUGCAAAUUUUCAUUAUAAAGAGCUUCAACCACAAAACCGGUCUUGGCAGUCGUGGUUGGUGAGAGUGCAGGACACAUCAAGAGAAACUCAGAGUUUUUGACAAAUUUGGACUGUUGAAUCUAGUUGGAUUUAGAUCAACCAAGAAUGUUCCAGCAACUGUCAGGUUUUUUGUUCUUUGUUCUGGUCGGGUAUACCGCUGCAGCUGGGGAUACAAAAUGGGAUCAUACCUCAGACAAAUAUGGAGUCUACACAUGGGCCAAGCAUUUUCCUCACUGCAACGGCAGAAGCCAAUCCCCAAUUGACAUCAAGGAUCCAACCUACAACAAAGACCUAGGAAAUAUCGCCUUCCAAAAUUAUGGCACAAUCCCAUCCAAUGUGAAUGUCACUGCAAAAAAUACCGGUCAUUCGUACAGUGUCUCCUUCACUGGUUUCACUGCCUCAAAAACCCCAAAAAUAAGCGCCGGAGGUUUGCCUGGUGAGUUCAAACUGGCUGCGUUUCAUUUUCAUUGGGGCUCGAAUCAUACCUUGGGAUCAGAACAUUAUGUGAAUGGAAAAUCCUACCCUUCAGAGCUUCAUUUGGUUCAUUUCAAUUCCAAAUAUUCCAGCGUUUCUGUUGGUGUCACGAAAUCUGAUGGUUUGGCGGUCCUUGGAGUGUUACUCAAGCAAGGAAAGAGAAACAGCAAUUUUGACUUUCUUUAUCACGAAAAGAACAACGUGACAGAGCCAAAUUCUGAAGCCAAAUUCAAUCUUACUUCAUUAAUGGGUUUACUUCCCGUUGAUAAAUCGUUCUAUCGCUACAAUGGAUCCUUAACCACACCCCACUGUCAAGAAGUUGUCACAUGGACCGUCUUCUCCCAUCCUGUUGAGAUAGCUCAUGAACAGUUGGAAGAACUACGAAACAUGAAAUUUGUUGACCCAAUGAACAUGACAAAACCAUUGGUUAACAACUACAGACCUAUUCAAGCGCUCAAUGGACGCAUGGUACUAUCCAACUUUGGUAAAACUGCCACCACAACAAAUCCCACAACGUUUACUGCAAAAUCAAAUCCCACAAUGCCUACCACAACAGCUGGUGCUGCUGGUGGAAUGAAUGAAAAUAUGUUUGUAUUUCUUGCGAGUUUGUGCUUAGUUUUAUGCUUGUUCUUAUAAAUAUGAUUCCAAUUUGGACAUGACUGCAUAUAUACCCCUUGUAGCAUGAUUACUUUUAAACACUGCACAGGAACUUUCAGAUAAAAUUAUCACAAUAAACAGCUUAUCCUUGAAGUUUAGAAAUUUAUGAAUAAAUGCACAAGUUUCCAUUUUACCACUGGCGUACUAUAAUUGUGCUUGUGGCUGAUUCAACUUAACAGUAUGAGAAGAUGCAUGAACCAACCUCAAUUGAUAACUUAGAUAACUAGUUUAUUUACUUUAUUUUAGUUAUUUAGGUAAUAAUGCACAAAAACAAUCGGGAAGUUCUUUACAAUACAACUCGCUACAAUCUCUGUCGGACUGCUGGUUUUAUAUUUUAAAAAUGCUGUCAAUUACUGAGAUGUUCCGUCUUCAAAAUUACCACCGUUGAUCCCACAAUCACCUCCUCAGGCAAUCGUAUCCUUCUUUGAUCUACUGUAUCCCUCAUUUAUUACCUCAGGCUUUCAGACUUUCUGUCUCAUGACAUCGUUUUUUUACCCCUCUUCCUCUAGCCCUCAUUUGCAAGUUUUCCUUGCGAGUUUCAUUUGCCGAGUGCCUAGAAAUACUGCUUUUAGUUUUACUAAAUAUCCCCGGCACCGCUAUCAUUUAUCCCCGGCACCGCUAGCAUUUCCGUGACAUUACUGAAUGAUGAGAAAUAUCUAUACCGGAAUAAGCUGAUGUGCAUCAUGAGCCUACACUAUAAUUAUUUGUUCACUACUUCAUAAACAAUUGUCCACCUGGUUAUUUGUUCUGGUAGGAAGCACAGAUAAGCGGCUCAAAAAUCCCGAAUAUUCACUGCGUGCUGGUAGAAAUAAUGAAAUGAGAAACUCCCGUGGCGCUUUCCAGCUAUUAAUAGACACAAUUAAAAAAUUAGUUCAAAACGUUAAAGAAUACCCUUGCUGUAAUUGCAAUCUAGAACUUUCCUAGUUAAUAAAAUUACUUCCGAGUGAUAAAUUCAGACCUAUUCAAGCAUGCACUCAACAGACGUGUGGUGUCAUGCUGGUGGAAUUCAUGAGAAUCAUUUCAUUUUCCCUGUGAUCUUGUGCUUGGCCUUACUCUUGUUCUAAGAAAAAUGUUAUUCAGUCUGGUAGAAAUAGAAGUAACUGCAUUUUGU
This is a messenger RNA of Dendronephthya gigantea, 2305 nucleotides long. RefSeq names its product carbonic anhydrase 2-like. Gene Ontology annotation, molecular function: zinc ion binding; carbonate dehydratase activity. NCBI's taxonomy places the organism in Eukaryota, Metazoa, Cnidaria, Anthozoa, Malacalcyonacea, Nephtheidae. The transcript is spliced from 8 exons. Gene Ontology annotation, cellular component: plasma membrane. The record is from RefSeq and is a predicted model, not a curated record. Bases 169 to 1173 code for a protein of 334 amino acids.